GGUGCGCUGGAGGAGUGAAGAGCUCGCCCCGCCCCGCCCGGCAGUCCUUGGUGUCCAUUUGUCCCCGGCCCCAGUUCAGUGGUGGCUACGUCACUGACGCGGCAAGUCGUUGGGACUGAAAAUACAUCGUGAGAAGAUAUAAAUUUUCCAUUGAGGAAUUUAGGGGGUUCAAGGAGCAAACAACGAAAAAGCUACAGGAAACAAACUGUCAAAUAAAUUAAUGGAAAUAUUGCAAAGGUGGACAACAGGCAGCAAUCAAAAGAAGAGAUUGAGAAGAAACCUCACAAAGAAUUUAAGAGUUUAACGCGAUUAAAGGUAUACAAGAAGCAGUGUGUAAGAAGAGAAAGUUUAAAGACGGCAGGUGCUCUCCGAGAUGUAGAGAUGGAGACAGAAGACCCUGGCUUACCCUCUAAGGAGGGGAUGGAUCUUGCUGAGCAGAAGGCUGGGCUAGACUCAACAGAGGCAGGUGGAGAUGAGCCCCUUUCUGUCUUGGAUGAGCAAGGGGAGCCCCCAACAGCCCAAAAUAAUGGACCCUUGAGUGUGGUAGAUGGCAAAGGGGAUGUGCAGGAGGAGUUGAGUGAUGCUCGGGAAGAACUGAGUGACAAGGACAUGUCUGAUUCAGCCUCCACUGAUAACACCUUGGAGGAUUCCAGCAAGUUUAACCGGCCUAUCAUGAUGGACAGUGGGCCCUCUGAGGAGGAGAUAGCACAGCAUCGCCCUGCUAGCCAUCGGGAUGAGGAUGUGACGGCUGAGAGCUGGCGGGCACACAGGAAACAUGUUUUUGUCUUAAGUGAAGCUGGUAAACCCAUUUACUCACGCUAUGGCAAUGAGGAAGCCCUGAGUUCCACCAUGGGGGUCAUGAUGGCCCUGGUGUCCUUCAUCCAGAGUGGGGAUAACUCGAUCCGCUCCGUUUAUUCUGAUGAUCGCAAACUGAUCUUUGUGCAACAGGGCCCACUGGUGCUGGUGUCUGUCUCACGUACCCUGCAGUCAGAGCAGCAGCUGCGCCAGGAGCUUUUGUAUGUUUACUAUCAGAUUAUCAGUAUGCUCACCCAGGCCAGUAUCACCCGCAUCUUCGAGAAGAAGAAGAACUAUGACCUCCGGCGCCUGCUCACUGGCUCAGAGAAGAUUCUUGACCGCCUACUAAACCUGGUAGAGUCAGACCCUUGUUUCCUGCUUGGUGCUGUGCGCUGCUUGCCUCUUCCAGCCUCCCUGCGUGAUUCCCUGGGUACUCUGCUCCAGAAGGCCAUCACACCCAAUUUGGUCUUCUCCAUUCUAGUAGCUCGCAGUCAGCUGGUUACCACAGUACAGGAGAAGACAGUCAUUGAUGACUGCCGGCUAGAACCCACUGAUUUGCACCUUUUGCUCAACCUCAUUGGGGCAACCUCUGCCUUCCAAACUGGAGAGAUCUGGACACCUAUCUGCUUGCCGUGCUUCAACCCUGACUGUUACUUUUAUGCUUACAUUUCAUACUUGGAUGCAAAAUGUACUGUCUGCCUCAUCCUCCUCUCCACUGACAAGGAGUCCUUCUAUUCUGUCUUGGACUGCAAGAAACGCAUUGAGGAGGGCAUGAGGACUCAGAACUACCUGCAGGCACUAUCGAGUGACCUGAGGAGUCCCUCCUACAGUGUGGGGCUGGUAGGAGUGCCGGAUCUCCGGCACUUUAUGUACAAGCCCCUGGAUAUACCUGAUAACUAUCGGCAGCUCCCUCAGUUUACCAGCCCAGAAUUGGAGGGGCCAUACUGCAGUGAGAGUGAACGCCACCGGCUCUUUGACCUGUAUCACUACCUUCACAGUCGUAUCCACAGUACCUCGCGCCCCCUGCGUCUCAUCUACCAUGUAGCUGAAAAGGAGACUCUUCUGGCUUGGGUCACCAGUAAGUUUGAAUUAUAUACCUGCUUCAGUCCCUUGGUGACUAAGGCUGGUGCCAUCAAUGUCCUGACCAAGCUGCUGCGCUGGAUAAAGAAGGAGGAAGACCGGCUUUUUAUCCGCUACCCACCCAAGUACUCCACCACACCCAACCCUAGUAAAGGAAGCAAGGGUGGCCGAACUGAUGGUGCUGAAAAUGGCUUCUUUGGGGUUCUCUAGGCUUAGGAUUUCAUCCAUCUUGGACUGCGUCAUGUGUGCUCCUCCUUGCAGAAAACUUUCUUGAUGGAGGGACUUCUAUGAGGAGAGGAGAACUUCAGGUCCCCAUUCCCCACCCCCCGCCAGACUCUGAGCAGAAGAAUUACAGUUUUUUCAGGUCAAGCUGUCUCUGGUGAAAAGUUUGGCCUGUUCUCUUUUUAAAAUUUCACUUCUGGUCUUGAGUGCCAUGCCUUUUAGGGAGGCAUUGGACCUGGGCAGAGACUUUCAGGUAGCCUGUAGAGAUGGCUAGGAGGUUGUGGCUCUUAUAUGCCACUUCCACAGAUAUUUGUGGAAAGCUAGGGGGUGGCACAUGGAUUCUGCCUGAACAUAUUUUACAUUGAUGCCUAUUCUGGAACCUUUUAAGCUAGAGUUCUCCAUUAAUGAGUGCUCACAACACUGAUAUUGUCACUGGGGAAUUGUAUCCUAUUGCCUCUCCUCAUCAGCAAUUUUUAUAGCAUGCUGAAUUGCCACUUCUGUUGCUGAGACAAGAAAUGGCAGGUAGAGAGUCUGACUUGCUCUGUUUCUCUGUGUUCAAAAUGACAAAAAACAAAACACAAACCCCAGCAGGACAGCUCAGUGAUCAGCAAUAAAGAUUAUCUUAGAUGUUGGGAAAUGCUUGACAAAAAUGCAAUGCUUGGUUAUCCAUAGUUGGUGUCUUUCUAGAGGGAUUGCCCCUCUGGAUCAAUUAAGUAGCUACUGCAGGCUGAUCAAGAGAUUGGUGUUUUCAGUCAGCACAUAAUCAACCUAGAACAGCCGAAUGUUCAUUGUAAAGAUGACUUGGAUCAGUUGAAUGCUAACUUGAGAGCACUGAAAGUGAAGAGACCUGGUUCCAAAUAAUCUUGCAUCCUGAAACUAUCCACAUUUUAAAUUUAAAACUCAUUUCAUCCUGCCUCUUUUGGACUCUAGUUCUCUUUUGAAUUAGGGAAGCUGCUUCAGUCUUUUGUUCUUACACCACAAAAGAGUAUAUGUGUGUGAAGGGUAUUCUGCAUUCUUCUGGUACUUGAUGUCUGUCUGAUGGCUCAGUUUUUAAUAUGUAACCAUGAUGGAAUGAUGGCACAUUUAUUUUUAAGAUCUUAUAUUGGAACUUAACUGGCUUUGGAAAAAUGGUCCUGCCAUUCACCAUGACUUCCUUCCCUACCCCAUGUUCUCCUGUUUUUAAAAUGAAGUUCCAUCUUGGAUUGAAAUGGGUGCUCACAAGAAAUUCGCAGGGGAAUUAUUGUAUUUAUGCUUGAAUGACACAUUGCUCCUGUGAGCACCAUUACUCCCCCCCCCACCCCGCGUGCUGGGAUGUCACCAGCUUUCACCUAGCACUUGUGUUUCUGUUUGUAGAUUUGGAGCUGGGGAAGAACAAACAGACCUGUGGUGAGCUUUCUCCUUUGGGCUUGGUAAUGGUAAAGAACUCUCUUCUCAUUGCUGUUGCAUAAAAACAAGAUGUGGAGUUGUCACCAGUUGUGGCAGCUGCCCUUCUCAGAGGGAGACUUAAAACAUCUCACUUAUAAGCAAUUAACAGCUGUAUUAUUUCCCUUCCUGAGCAAGUGCUCUUCUGCUGUGUAAAUCUGUGCCCUGUAUAAAUUUGCUGCUGUUGUUUCACUGGGUCUGUUUCCCUGUCUUUCCAGUUUGCUAAAAAGAAGUUUUAUUUUUGUCUACUGGGAAGUAUGAAGGGAAUCUCCUUCAGUGGGCAAUUCUGAUACCCUGUGUUGUCUCAUGGUGAGAAUGGGGUGAUGUGCAAGCGGGGAAGGUUUGGUCUAACCUAGGAUGCUUUUGUAAGUGUAAAGAGUAAUGUUGCCAGUUUUGAUGUGGACUGAGCCGGAACUGGAUUCUUCCCUCAUUGCCAGUGCUGCAGUGAUUGGAGGAAUGAUGAUAUUUUGCAGAGCUCGUCUGUGGCUAUUGGAUCCCUCCUGGUACUUGCUUGCUUGCUCAGCUUGCUUCUGGCUGGCAUUUCUCUUCCACCUUGGCAAAAGAAAAUAGCAGUGAUUCCAUGCAUCAUGUGGCUGAUUGACAAUGAGGGUUUAUAUUUCUGGCUGAAUUGUACUGAAAACUGGAAGCAUCUUAUUAAAUACAAACACAAGCCAUUUUAAAAUCAGUUCUGUCUUGGCAUGUGUCUUUUUCUUUCUCCAUCUGCCAAUGUGGUUAGCAAAGGUUUUUCCAUUUAAUUUGUCAGGACUGAUUGCAGGCAGUAGUUUUAAAGAACCCUUUAUGGUAGACUUGCAAAUAAAUAGGACUGACAAUUAAAUGAAUCUUGGGCUUUUAAUAAGUUGAUUUAAAUCUGCAUAAUCUGUGUGAGGGAAUUCUAAAAAGAAAAAUAAGAUUUGUUUUCAGAUUAUGUGCCCCAAGGCCUCGUAUCAGAAGAGGCCUUCUCCAUUCUCACACAUGGGAAACAAUGAUUCUUCUGGUUACCAUUUUGCAUGUUUUAAGUACAUUUGUUUUUUUAAAAAUCUGCAGUCCCAUUUCAUGGGAAGCAUCAUUUUAGUUGAACUAACUGAUCAAUUAAAUACUGCAACUGUACAAAUAAAGCCUGAGAGUUUGCACAUCUAAA
Molecule: messenger RNA, 4657 nt
Organism: Hemicordylus capensis (graceful crag lizard)
Lineage: Eukaryota; Metazoa; Chordata; Lepidosauria; Squamata; Cordylidae
Product: vacuolar fusion protein MON1 homolog B-like
Exons: 6
Coding region: 382-2085 (567 amino acids)
Biological process (GO): vesicle-mediated transport; protein targeting to vacuole
Source: RefSeq, a predicted model, not a curated record